UUUCUCAUAGUGGUUUGUGGAUUUUUUUUAUUAAUUAUAUUAUAUUAUCAGCAACAAAGGGGGAAGACAGAAAGCGAGUUGCUGCGCUCGGUAAAAGAAGUUCGCACUUUGGAAACCCUAGAAGUCACGAAAUCGAGAUUGAAGAACACAGGCAAAACUUAAACCCUAAGAGGAGAUUUGCAGAAGAGGGUAUCCUUGAUUAGCGUCUGUGAAUGGAGAAAUAGUUGAAUUGAAGGAGGUGAUUUGAAGGAGGAUUUUGGUACCAUCUGAAAAACCCUAGAAGGAGCGGAACGAAAAAACAGAAGACAAGAUGAGGAUUAUGAUUAAGGGUGGUGUUUGGAAGAACACCGAAGAUGAAAUUCUUAAAGCUGCGGUUAUGAAGUAUGGUAAAAAUCAAUGGGCUAGAAUAUCAUCUCUUCUUGUUCGUAAAUCUGCUAAACAAUGUAAAGCUAGGUGGUAUGAGUGGCUCGAUCCAUCUAUUAAAAAGACCGAGUGGACCCGAGAAGAAGAUGAGAAACUGCUCCAUCUUGCUAAACUUAUGCCAACACAAUGGAGAACAAUUGCUCCAAUUGUCGGGCGAACUCCUUCUCAGUGUCUUGAGCGUUAUGAGAAGCUGCUUGAUGCCGCUUGUGUUAAGGAUGAGAAUUAUGAACCCAAUGACGAUCCAAGGAAGUUGCGUCCUGGAGAGAUUGAUCCUAAUCCUGAGUCAAAGCCCGCUCGUCCUGAUCCUGUCGAUAUGGAUGAAGAUGAGAAGGAAAUGCUUUCUGAAGCACGUGCUAGAUUAGCCAACACUAGGGGGAAAAAAGCAAAGAGAAAAGCCAGGGAGAAGCAGCUCGAGGAGGCGAGGAGGCUUGCUUCUUUGCAGAAAAGGAGGGAACUAAAGGCAGCUGGAAUUGAUAAUAGGCAGCGAAAGAGGAAAAGGAAGGGUAUAGAUUAUAAUGCCGAGAUCCCCUUUGAGAAGAAGCCUCCAGCAGGGUUCUAUGAUAUUGUGGAUGAGGACAGACCAGUGGAACAACCUCAGUUUCCGACCACCAUCGAGGAACUUGAGGGCAAAAGGAGGGCUGAUGUGGAAGCACAGUUAAGAAAGCAGGAUGUUGCCAAAAACAAAAUUGCUCAGAGGCAGGAUGCCCCAUCAUCAGUAUUGCAAGUUAACAAGCUAAACGACCCAGAAACUGUUAGGAAGAGGUCAAAACUGAUGCUUCCUGCACCACAAAUAACAGAUCAUGAAUUGGAGGAGAUUGCGAAGAUGGGUUUUGCUAGUGAUCUUCUUGCAGGGAGUGAGGCGGAAGGAAGUGGUGCUACACGUGCACUUCUUGCAAAUUACUCUCAGACCCCUCGACAUGGAAUGACACCUUUUAGAACUCCCCAAAGAACACCUGGUGGGAAGGCGGAUGCGAUUAUGAUGGAGGCUGAGAACCUUGCUAGGUUGAGAGAGUCCCAAACCCCAUUACUUGGUGGUGAUAAUCCAGAUUUGCAUCCAUCUGACUUUUCAGGUGUUACACCGAAAAGGAGGGAUAUCCAGACGCCUAACCCGAUGGCUACUCCUUUAUCUACUCCUGGAGCCAGUGGUGUCACCCCCAGAAUUGGCAUGACACCAUCAAAUGAUGCGUAUUCAUCAGGUAUGACACCCAGAGGAACUCCUCUUCGAGAUGAGCUUCACAUUAAUGAAGAUAUGGAUAUGCCUGAGAGUUUGAAGCAUGACCUCCGUAGACAGGCUGAGUUAAGAAGAAACUUGCAAUCUGGUUUAAUCAACCUUCCACAACCCAGAAAUGAGUAUCAAAUAGUAAUCCAACCACUUCCUCAGGAUAAUGACGAACCCGAGGAUAUGAUUGAAGAAGACAUGUCAGAUAGAAUAGCUAGAGAGAAGACUGAAGAAGAAGCAAGACAGCAGGCAUUACUUAAGAAGAGAUCAAAAGUACUUCAAAGGGAGCUUCCUAGACCUCCUUCUGCUUCACUGGAGCUUAUUAGGAACUCAUUGGUGAGGACUGAUGAAGACAAGAGUUCUUUCGUUCCUCCUACUCCGAUUGAGCAGGCUGAUGAGAUGGUGAGAAAGGAGCUUUUAGGUUUAUUGGAGCACGAUAAUGCCAAAUACCCACUUGAUGAGAAAGUAGAGAAGGAGAAAAAGAAAGGGGGAAAACGUGCCUCAAACGGAAAAUCAGCCUUUAUUCCCGAGAUUGAGGACUUUGAAGAAGAAGAAAUGAAAGAGGCUGAUUUAUUGAUAAGGGAAGAGAUUCAGUUUCUCCGUGUGGCAAUGCGGCAUGAAAAUGAACCGGUUGAUGAAUAUGUCAGAGUUCAUGAUGCAUGCCUAGAAGAUAUCAUGUACUUUCCUGCUCGUGGUGCCUAUGGUCUCUCAAGUGUCGCUAAUAACAUGGAGAAGCUGGGAGCCUUGCAGAAUGAGUUUGAGAAUGUGAAAAAGAGGAUGGAUGAUGAAACUAAGAAAGCACAACGCCUUGAACAGAAGAUAAAGCUGCUCACACAUGGUUACCAGAUGCGUGGUGGAAAACUUUGGACCCAAGCAGAGGCCACCUUUAAACAGAUGGAUACUGCUGCUACAGAACUUGAAUGCUUUCAAGCUUUACAAAAGCAAGAGCAGUUGGCAGCGUCCUACAGGAUCAAUGGCUUGGAGGAAGAAAUCAAGAAGCAGAAGGAGCUUGAGAAAAAUCUUCAGCACCGAUAUGGGAACCUCAUUGCAGAGCAGGAUAAGAUUGAAAGGCUUUUCGAAGAAUAUCGAUCACAAGAAAAAUUACAGGAAGAAAGUAAUGCACGCGAGUUUGAUUUGCCAUCUGCUACGAAUGAAACAGAUAAUGCUCAGUCCAAUGGUGAACAGAACUCAACUGCAACCAUGGACGUAGAUACAUCUAUUGCUGCAGUAGAGGAAGACAAAGAAGUUCAAUUACAAGGAAGUAACUGCGAAGGCCCUACUGAUGAGAUGAAGAUCGAUCCAAGUACUGACUCAAUGGCAGUUGAUUUAGGGGGCAGUGCUGAAAUUUCCGAGGAAGAAACAAAUGGGUUGGGUUGUGAUGGUAAUCAAAUGUCUGAAAUACCAAAGGAGAACGAGCCUGAAAUACCAAAGGAGAACGAGCAAAUUAUUGAUACAAUUUCUGAUCAAAACAGUAAAGCAGAUGAUAUUUCUAGCAAUGGAGAUGGUAUAACUCAACAUGCAGCCGAUGAUUUAUCAAAGGAGGCUCCAUCUGCAGAUGAGAAUUUGAUUCAAAAGCCUACUGAAAUGGUUGAUGCCGUCACUGAUUUGGUCUCAGAAACUACUGAAGGUGGGGAUGGUAGGGAGUGAGGUCUGAGUAGGAUGAAGAUCUGGCUAAGAAACAUGCACCAAAUGAACAAAUUCUUGAUUAUGCGCAUCAGAGCAGGGAUGGUUCUGAUGGAAGAGUCGAUGGUAUUGAAAGGUGACCAAGUGGUAUGAGUUCUUUCUGCAGGUGUGAACCUGAAGCCCCUUUGUUUAAGUAGAAAGAUUUGUAGAAUGAAUUUGGGUUUCAAAUUCUUAAAACUGGGGAGGUGAGGAGAACUUUAUACACUGUCAUACUUAUUAGGGUUGAGAGAUUUAGUAUUGGUUCUUGCUUAAAUAGAUAAAAGUAAUGGUACCAGAUAUUUUCUUUCCUCGUUUCAAAUCUGUUUCCAAAUUCUGUAAGCCUAUCAAAUUUUGACAAUGUCAUUGAAGUUGGGAAUUUCUUGUAUCAUUGUAAUUUGUAGUUAUGGUAAAAAUGGCAACUUUUUAUUA
This is a messenger RNA of Papaver somniferum (opium poppy), 3733 nucleotides long. RefSeq names its product cell division cycle 5-like protein. Gene Ontology annotation, cellular component: Prp19 complex; spliceosomal complex. The transcript has 4 exons. The record is from RefSeq and is a predicted model, not a curated record. NCBI's taxonomy places the organism in Eukaryota, Viridiplantae, Streptophyta, Magnoliopsida, Ranunculales, Papaveraceae. Gene Ontology annotation, biological process: mRNA splicing, via spliceosome. The coding region runs from base 311 to 3289 and encodes 992 amino acids.